This is a messenger RNA of Talpa occidentalis (Iberian mole), 4163 nucleotides long. RefSeq names its product SMAD specific E3 ubiquitin protein ligase 2 (gene SMURF2). Gene Ontology annotation, molecular function: ubiquitin protein ligase activity; protein binding. The transcript is spliced from 19 exons. The record is from RefSeq and is a predicted model, not a curated record. The coding region runs from base 202 to 2448 and encodes 748 amino acids. Gene Ontology annotation, biological process: negative regulation of BMP signaling pathway; ubiquitin-dependent protein catabolic process. NCBI's taxonomy places the organism in Eukaryota, Metazoa, Chordata, Mammalia, Eulipotyphla, Talpidae.
GGGGCGCGCGUCCCGCUCCCUCCGCGGCUCAUGGCGACGCCGCUCGGCACAUCCGGGACCCUCCGGCCGCGGCGGCCGCGGCGCCGGCUGCUCGGGCCGCAGCCCCGGCCGCUGUGGUGACUCCGCCGCGCGUCGCCGUCGCCCCCGCCCGCCCGCAGCGCCGGCCCCGGGCCCCGCGCCGGCCGCCCCGCCGCCGGGGACAUGUCUAACCCCGGGGGCCGGAGGAACGGGCCGGUCAAGCUGCGCCUGACAGUACUCUGUGCAAAAAACUUGGUGAAAAAGGAUUUUUUCCGACUUCCUGAUCCGUUUGCUAAGGUGGUGGUUGAUGGAUCUGGACAAUGCCAUUCUACAGAUACUGUGAAGAAUACACUUGAUCCAAAGUGGAAUCAGCAUUAUGACCUGUACAUUGGAAAGUCUGAUUCAGUUACGAUCAGUGUAUGGAAUCACAAGAAGAUCCAUAAAAAACAAGGUGCUGGAUUUCUUGGUUGUGUUCGUCUUCUUUCCAAUGCCAUCAAUCGCCUAAAAGAUACUGGUUAUCAGAGGUUGGAUCUGUGCAAACUUGGGCCAAAUGACAAUGAUACAGUCAGAGGGCAGAUAGUAGUAAGUCUUCAGUCCAGAGACCGAAUAGGCACAGGAGGACAAGUUGUGGACUGCAGUCGUUUGUUUGAUAAUGAUUUACCAGAUGGCUGGGAAGAAAGGCGAACUGCUUCUGGAAGAAUUCAGUAUCUAAACCACAUAACAAGAACUACACAGUGGGAACGUCCAACACGACCGGCAUCUGAAUACUCUAGUCCUGGCAGACCUCUUAGCUGCUUUGUUGAUGAGAACACUCCAAUUAGUGGAACAAAUGGUGCAACAUGUGGACAGUCUUCAGAUCCCAGGCUGGCAGAGAGGAGAGUCAGGUCACAACGACAUAGAAAUUACAUGAGCAGGACACAUUUACAUACUCCUCCAGACCUACCAGAAGGCUAUGAACAGAGGACAACACAGCAAGGUCAGGUAUAUUUCUUACAUACUCAGACUGGUGUGAGCACAUGGCAUGACCCAAGAGUGCCUAGGGAUCUUAGCAACAUCAAUUGUGAAGAGCUUGGUCCACUGCCUCCUGGAUGGGAGAUCCGUAAUACAGCCACAGGCAGAGUUUAUUUCGUUGACCAUAACAACAGAACAACACAGUUUACAGAUCCUCGACUCUCUGCUAACUUGCAUUUAGUUUUAAAUCGGCAGAACCAGUUAAAAGACCAACAGCAACAGCAAGUGGUAUCCCUAUGUCCUGAUGACCCUGAGUGUCUCACAGUCCCACGGUAUAAGCGAGACUUGGUUCAGAAACUAAAAAUUUUGCGCCAAGAACUUUCCCAGCAACAGCCUCAGGCUGGCCAUUGCCGCAUUGAAGUCUCCAGGGAAGAGAUUUUUGAGGAAUCUUAUCGACAGGUCAUGAAAAUGAGACCAAAAGAUCUCUGGAAGCGAUUAAUGAUAAAAUUCCGUGGUGAAGAAGGCCUUGACUAUGGAGGAGUUGCCAGGGAGUGGUUAUAUCUUCUGUCACAUGAAAUGCUGAAUCCAUACUAUGGCCUCUUCCAGUAUUCCAGAGAUGAUAUCUAUACAUUGCAAAUCAAUCCUGAUUCUGCUGUUAAUCCGGAACAUUUAUCAUAUUUCCACUUUGUUGGACGAAUAAUGGGAAUGGCUGUGUUUCAUGGACAUUAUAUCGAUGGUGGUUUCACAUUGCCUUUUUAUAAACAGUUGCUUGGAAAGUCAAUUACUUUGGAUGACAUGGAGUUAGUUGAUCCAGAUCUUCAUAACAGUUUAGUGUGGAUACUUGAGAAUGAUAUUACAGGUGUUUUGGACCAUACUUUUUGUGUAGAACAUAAUGCAUAUGGUGAAAUUAUUCAGCAUGAACUUAAACCAAAUGGCAAGAGUAUCCCUGUUACUGAAGAAAAUAAAAAAGAAUAUGUAAGGCUGUAUGUGAACUGGAGAUUUUUACGAGGCAUUGAGGCACAAUUUCUGGCUCUGCAGAAAGGAUUUAAUGAAGUAAUUCCACAGCAUCUGCUGAAGACAUUCGAUGAGAAGGAGUUAGAGCUUAUUAUUUGUGGACUUGGGAAGAUAGAUGUUAAUGACUGGAAGGUAAACACCCGGUUAAAACACUGUACACCAGACAGCAACGUUGUCAAGUGGUUCUGGAAAGCUGUGGAAUUUUUUGAUGAAGAGCGACGAGCUCGGUUACUUCAGUUUGUGACAGGAUCAUCUAGAGUGCCUCUGCAGGGCUUCAAAGCUUUACAAGGCGCCGCAGGCCCACGACUCUUCACCAUACACCAGAUUGAUGCCUGCACGAACCACCUGCCAAAAGCCCACACCUGCUUCAAUCGAAUAGACAUUCCGCCCUAUGAAAGCUAUGAAAAGUUAUAUGAAAAGCUGCUAACAGCCAUCGAAGAAACAUGUGGAUUUGCUGUGGAAUGAGGAACUUCGAGGACUCGCCCAGGACUCUAUUUAUACCCCUGACCGACAGCCUCUUUUCAGCAGUUUCAAGGAAUGCUGAAACACAGGAAAAUGCCCCCCCUCCCCCCUUAAAAGUUUUAGGACACUGUGAGGGGAAAGGACGAUUUUGAAAUUCCUUUUCAAGGAAAAAAGAGGUCUUUAUGCUUUGCCAUGAGGCCAUAUUCAGCUGCUAUUUAAAAUUAAUAUCUUGAACCUAAAGAAUGCUGACUUUUCCUACAUUUCCAGAGUUAGGCAGUAUUCUACACUUAAAGACUACUACUAUUUUUAUAAAAGGUAAUCUAUUCAAAUCACUUCACAGAUUUCAAGUCUCUCAAACAUCAGGACAACUUCAGCAGUCGGUACAAGACACAUUUUAUUUUGAUUGAAUACAUGAUUCUGAAUAGCUCCUGUACUUGCUCUUUGUAAAAAAAUAAAAUAAAAUUAUUUUGAAUUAUUCUACAUUUGUAAACAAUUGGCUAAAAGCAUCAUCUUUAAAAAAUUACAUGUUUAGUUACAUUUUUCUAUAGCAAAGCAUUAUAUUUUAAAAACACGUUUCAGCCUAAUCUAAGUGAGUCUUUGUUAUAUUUUUUAAGCACAAAUUUCCUGGAAUAAAGUUCGAUAAUUUUGGUUGUCAGAUUCCUAAUGCAACCAUCUAGUAUAAACUUAGCAGCUUAAUUGCUUCAAUAAGAUAUAUUCAGGGGCUCCCUGUUUUUAAGAGACUUUUAAAAAUUCUUAUUUUUUAUCUUCAAUCAAUAUCAGGUAUUACACAUUUACUUUUCAUCUUAAAUGGAAAUACUGCAUUUUUAUAGCUCUUCAGAUAAUGUGGAUGGGAUUUUCAUUCUUUUGCUAAGUCAGCUUAUCUCAUAUAUAUAUGUAUACAUAUACACACACACACAUAUAUUUUUCUGUAAACCAAAGUCUCUUAUGACAAGUGCACCUAAUUUAUAUUAUAUUUUAAUUAUGAUGUAAGUUUCUAUCAAAUAAACCAUCCUAAUCUCCGUUUAGCUGCUAUUUUAAUCAGCUAAAAUUAUGAAAAAGGAAAAAUUUUGCUAUAAAGAUUACUUAGUAAGCUUAGAAAAUCCUGCUUUUAUCUGAAAAAUGAAAUGGGGGUGAUGGGCAAGGGGUGUGAUUGCUAAAAGGAAAAAAACAGUGCUUCUAACUUAGUAGUAUAAAUUGCCUAAAAGAACUGAAGAGUUAAAUUUGAAAGUAUAAGGGAAUCCUAGUUUACUUGUUAUUAAAGGUCAGCAUCUGAUUUUGAAAUGUCCAGAUUUAGUUUUCAACAUGGGUGGCAUGUUGCAUGGUCCAGAAGUCAACCAAAAUUUUGGAGGGAGGGACUGGAAGAAUCUGAAAUCAUGGGUGGAUUGUAAAAAAAAAAUUAACCAUAGAAAUAUGCACUAUUUUCUUUUACAUUGAUGUGAAAUCAAGAAUAGCAAAUUAUGAUGAGAUAGCUAUGUUUAAAUUUUGCAGCUUAAUGAAUCAAGUGAAUAGGCCCUUUGUGUUCUUUCAUUUGAUGGAUUAGUUUUCAGUUUGUGUUCUGGGAGCCACACUGUUCCUCAGAGGUGCCUCAGACGUAAUGGGUUAAGAGGGGGAAAGGCCUAGUUGAUGUUUGAGGGGGUCCCUACCCCUAAUCCCCUUUACUCAGAGCAGCUCCAAUUUUUCUUUGAUGUGUUGGAAAUCCAAGUAACUCUUAACGGGAA